Symbiodinium necroappetens is the source of this 370-nucleotide messenger RNA. NCBI's taxonomy places the organism in Eukaryota, Dinophyceae, Suessiales, Symbiodiniaceae. The record is from the annotation of a GenBank genome assembly.
GAGCCUGAGCUGGAAUGCGGCGGCAAGCGCUGCGGCUACAGGAAGCGCUUGGGGACACGUGGUUGUCUUGUUGCGGACUUUGCCAACCCAGAGUUUGCGGGCAGAUCUCUUGACCAUGAGUGCCGCCGUCAGUUCGAUGGUCGGCCACAGGCGCUGGACAUAUGCCUUGUUCUUCUUGUGCGAGCACUCUGUGAUGUCCACAGAGUCCGAUGUCGUGAUCUACAGCGCUGGCAUGACCAGCUGCGAGGAGUGCCAGGAGUGGCGCUGGGCCCUGCAGCUUCUGAAGGCCUCAGACAAAGCUCUGGGGCCGGCCAACGACAUCGCUUUCAAUGCAGUCGUUGCCGCCUGCGAGCAAGGUGAGCGCGGGCAC